UUUUUUUUUCUUCUUUCUUCUUUUCCUUUUUCUUUUUUCUUUUUUUCUUUUUUUUUCUAUCUCCUGUCACUCUUCUUUUUAUUAUUUUGUUUUUUGUUUAUAUUCCAUACUCAAAAAAAAGUCAGUUUCCGUCGCCGCACUUCUUCUUGUCAACCUUUUUAUUCUUGUCAACCUUCAAUCAUCUUUUUAUUAUUGUUCAGUCUUUCUUUUUUUUUUUUUUUUCCUCUCUCCACAAAAUCAAGAAAAUGAUACACACUUUUUUUUUUCCCGGUUUACCCGAACUCUCUUUUUUCUAAUUUGGUACUAAUAUGUUCUUUUAUUAACAAACUUAUUUAUAGUUACAUUCAAAUAUGCAAUCUAUGCCCUAUUAUCAACAAGGCUAUCAAGCUCCUCAAUAUCCUACUUCUGGUCCUCAUCCAGUGAUGACUAAUGGUCCUCCUAUGAUGCCUCAUCCUAAUGGUUUACCUCCUAUGCAACAUCAUGAUCCUACUGCUCAACCUUCCAAACGUAAACAAGUCAAGAAUGCCUGUACCAAUUGUCAAAAAGCAUGUAAAAAGUGUGAUGAUGCUCGUCCUUGUCCUCGUUGUAUCAAAUAUGGUAUUGCUGAUACUUGUGCCAACUCUGUACGCAAAGAAAGAAAGAAGGGUAUUAAACGUGGUCCUUACAAGCGAAGACAAAAGACUGGUAAAUAAAACAAAAUCAAAUAAAAAAAAAAAAGAAAAGAGAACUAAUCAUUCAUGAUUAUAUAGAAGGUGAUAAACCUACUCAGCGUAAAACUACUUCUAUGCCUGAAGAUCAAACUGGUCAAUAUGCCAAUGCUGUACGUGCUCCUCCUAUACCUUAUGGUUUCCCUGGUAAUCUCAAUCAAUAUGGUCAACCAACUUAUGAAGCUUAUGGACAUUACUAUAAGGAACAAAUGGUAGCUCCUCCAUAUGGUGUUGUUAAUCCUAUGUAUCCACAAAUGGCUUAUCCAGUUCUUAUGCAAGGUCAAGGUGAUGGUUCUCCUAGUCAUCCUCAACAUGGUUAUCCACAUCCUUCUUUACCUCAACAUUAUGGUAGUAUGGUACAACAACCUCAACAACAACAACAACCUCAACAAUCUCAACAACAACAACCUUCUCCUCAACCUGUCAAGGCAGAUCAAGCUAGUCCUCAAUU
Halteromyces radiatus is the source of this 1158-nucleotide messenger RNA. RefSeq lists its product as uncharacterized. The record is from RefSeq and is a predicted model, not a curated record. Gene Ontology annotation, biological process: cellular response to starvation; regulation of DNA-templated transcription. Gene Ontology annotation, cellular component: nucleus. NCBI's taxonomy places the organism in Eukaryota, Fungi, Mucoromycota, Mucoromycetes, Mucorales, Cunninghamellaceae. Bases 351 to 692 code for a protein of 113 amino acids. The transcript has 2 exons. Gene Ontology annotation, molecular function: DNA-binding transcription factor activity, RNA polymerase II-specific; zinc ion binding; RNA polymerase II transcription regulatory region sequence-specific DNA binding.